AUGGCCUUCACAAACCAGGCCGGCACUUUGCUGGGUCCUCUAACCACAACAUGGACUAUGCCCGAGUCUUGCUCGAUCUACAUGCCGCCAUGCUCGACAUGCGACCAAGGAUUCAGAGGACAGUCGUGCAAUGCCAUAAGCGAUGGCCGAGUGCAGGAUAACACGGCAUGUUGGCCACCAGUCAAGCCAGGCAUUUCGUCUCCGGGAUGGCCCUUUGUGGGCUGGGGAUUCUAUUCUCCUGGUAUUGCGUGUCCUGCGGGAUACGUGACGGCUUGUACGGCGGUUUAUGGACAGAGACCGCAGUGGGAUACUCAAUUCACUCUGGUGUCAUCGGAGACUGCCGUGGGAUGUUGUCCACCGGGGUUCACAUGCGCCAACAUCAAUGGAAACACAUGCAUUGCAACCGCAACCUCAACGUCCAUUCCAACAGCCUUUUGCGAUGGCACCAAGCUUACCGAUUCUGGCUUUGAGACUUUUCCCACUGUCGUCACAUUCACCCAGACGGAUACCGCAAGUGGUGUGGUGGAUGUAGAAACUUCGACACGCCAAAUGGUCUUGUACGCUCCCAUGUUCCAGCUCAACUUCCAAUCAAGCGAUUUACCUGCCUCGACAACCACCGCAUCCACUACAUCAUCCUCAAGCACAGCUACAACCAGAACAACAUCCUCAACAAGCCAGCAAACAACAACCUCCGCAGCGGAUAAUGGUACUGCGAUAAAUCCGUCAUCGGGACUGUCUAACGGAGCCAAAGUCGGGCUCGGUGUCGGUCUUGGCCUCGGCGUGGCCUUUCUGCUCGCUUUCUCUGCCUUCAUCUACUACUAUCGACGCUCAAAAAAAGCUCAAGAG
Trichoderma virens Gv29-8 is the source of this 846-nucleotide messenger RNA. RefSeq lists its product as uncharacterized. Lineage: Eukaryota; Fungi; Ascomycota; Sordariomycetes; Hypocreales; Hypocreaceae. The transcript has 2 exons. The annotation marks the transcript as partial. The record is from RefSeq and is a predicted model, not a curated record.